Molecule: messenger RNA, 1878 nt
Organism: Capronia epimyces CBS 606.96
Lineage: Eukaryota; Fungi; Ascomycota; Eurotiomycetes; Chaetothyriales; Herpotrichiellaceae
Exons: 3
Coding region: 1-1878 (625 amino acids)
Molecular function (GO): oxidoreductase activity
Source: RefSeq, a predicted model, not a curated record
AUGCCUGCGACCAGUUCCGCCAUCAAGACGCUGAAGCCUUCGGCCAUCGCGAGCACGGGACCAUUCUCCCAUGUCGGCCACACCGUCGGCCCAGCGAGAGUCAUCUACACUUCUGGCAUGGUCGGCCAGCACGGUGACGGUAGCAUAUCUGAUUCGUACGUGGAACAGAUCAAACAGAGCCUGGUCAACCUCGGCCAUUGUCUGGAAGCCUCAGGCGCCACGCCCCGGGACGUCUUGAAGUUGACCUACUAUAUUGUCAACUACGACCCAAACAACAGACCACAUGCCGCCCUCAUCUUCGACUGGCUGCAAGGCCACCGGCCGGCCACCGCCUUGGUACCGGUGCCGUAUCUGGCGAACCCCAAGUUCUUGUUCGAGAUCGAGGCGGUCGCCGCCGUGAGAGAUCCCGCAUUGGCGGCGCCGCUGCUUCCGCUGGUUCCUGGCAAGGUGGAGAACGUCGACGUGGUGGUCGUCGGGGCUGGAUUGAGUGGCUUGCAGGCGGCCUAUGAUCUUCAGCGAGCAGGCUUGCGCGCCAUCGUUCUCGAAGCCCGAGAUCGCGUUGGGGGGAAGACGUGGACGGUGCCAACGGCCAACGGCAAGAGCGUCGUCGACCUUGGAGGCGCGUGGAUCAACGACACAAACCAGUCCAAGAUGUGGGCUCUGGGCCAGAGGUUUGGGCUGGAGUAUAUUGUCCAGACAACUGAAGGCGAUUGCGUCCUCCAGGACCACGGACGGUUUCCUUUUGGGCAACUGCCGCCGUUCGACAGUCAAGAAGAACUGGACAAUUUCGCCGCGUUUCGAGAUCUGGUUGAGGCCCGUUGUCAAACCAUUGACAUAGAGAAGCCUUGGAUAGCAGGCAAACAUUACGACUCGAUGACUUUCGAAGAGUUUGCAAAGCAGUCAGGUGCCCUUCCGAAGACGGUGGAAUAUGCCAACCUCUGGGUUCGCGCCAUGGUCGGCAUCGAUGGAUCUGAGAUCAGUGCCCUUUACUUCCUGCACUACUGCAAGAGCGGAGGCGGAUUCGUGCAGAUGAGGUCGGACGGGAAGCAUGGCGGACAGCAUCUUCGAACCAAGACCGGCUGUCAAUCCUAUGCCAACGGCCUUGCUUCUCUCCUGACCCCCGGGUCCGUCAUCCUUUCUAGCCCCGUAUCCUCGAUCCGUCAGAACGCUGCAGGGGCAAUCGUCCAAACCGCCAACAACCUCACGAUCCGGAGCCAAAAGGUCAUUGUCUCGGUGCCGACCCCGUUAUAUAGGGACAUCACUUUCAGCCCAGCCCUCACCGGCGCCAAACUGGCACUCUCCUCGUCCACCAAGCUGGGUUACUUCAGUAAGGUGAUCUUGGUCUAUGCGGCACCCUGGUGGACCGCAGCCGGCCUGGCUGGCCUUGCUCACUCCUUCAACACUGCUGCCGACGGCAAAACAGGCAACGGUGCUGGACCCAUCACCCUGAUCCGCGACACGUCCGACACCGAGAACGGCGUCUUCGCCCUGACCUGCUUCCCCGUGGCGAACGUGGGCCGCGAGUGGUCGAAGCUUCCGGCUGCGCAGCGUCGCAGCGAGAUCCUUGCCCAUGUCGCGCAGAUAUAUGCCGGCGUGGAUAAAGACUUGAUCUAUGCUCCAGUCGAAGUCUUCGAGCAGGAGUGGAGCAAGGAGGAGUGGAGUAAAGGCUGUCCCUGUCCCGUCACUCCCCCGGGUGUCAUGAGCACCGUCGGCCAUGCCAUCCGAGAGCCCUUUGGUCAUGUCCACUUUGUUGGAACAGAGACGAGUGUGGUCUGGAAGGGGUAUAUGGAAGGAGCCGUGAGGAGCGGAGAGCGCGGGGCCACUGAGGUGAUAGAGGCAUUGCAGAGCAAGAACAGGCCCGCAGAGGUCAAGUUAUAG